AUGGCCUGGACCGUCAGUUGCAACGAUCCGUCUCCGAUAAACAGGAUGCAUCUGCGGUUUGGAUCGAUCUCCUCAAGCGCAAACUGGGCCCCCACGGCAGAUGGCAGCGAGUACCCAAUGGAUCCCCACAACACCUGCGAAAUGGCUGUCACCUUGGAUGGGAAGUGGGUCUGGAUCACACCAAACGAGGAGGUACCUGUUUCGGUGACAAUAACGUCUCCGGAUUUGAGGAAGUACGAUAGCUUCUUCCACAGGUAG
Ogataea philodendri is the source of this 258-nucleotide messenger RNA. RefSeq lists its product as uncharacterized. The transcript has a single exon. The record is from RefSeq and is a predicted model, not a curated record. Lineage: Eukaryota; Fungi; Ascomycota; Pichiomycetes; Pichiales; Pichiaceae. The coding region runs from base 1 to 258 and encodes 85 amino acids.